Molecule: messenger RNA, 1257 nt
Organism: Phytophthora sojae
Lineage: Eukaryota; Oomycota; Peronosporomycetes; Peronosporales; Peronosporaceae
Exons: 2
Coding region: 1-1257 (418 amino acids)
Source: RefSeq, a predicted model, not a curated record
AUGGCGUCUCCAAGCACCACGUCGGUCCUCAACAUUGCCGCGACCAGCGUUCCGACGCCUGCAGGCACGUGUUCCCUGUCGGCGACCUCCAGCGGCACGUCGAUGACUAUGGUGCCUGUUACGACGGGUCUUGCGGCUUCGACGGCUGUUUACGCAGCCUUGAACGACGCUGCGGUGCUCAUGCUACGCCCGGCGCCCUCCGUGCCUUCGAUCAGCGCGCUGCAAACGGCUUCGACCACUACACAGAGCGCGCCAGUGACUAGCACAAUUUCUGGACUGCUACAGGCUGUCGAAGCGUCGCCCUACCGGACGGAGCCUGGCCAGCCGGUCAGGUCACGAACACCACGGGCUGUUGCGGAGAUCCAAAAGCUCCAAGAAGACCUGGAACGAGCGAACAAGCUGGGCGCUCAAUUUGCUGCAGAGAAACUCGAUGCGGAUGAUGCCGUCAGUGAGGCUGCGCUGAAGAUCACUUCGCUCGAGUGUGAGCUCACCGGGGCUCAGAAACGCAUCGCCGAGCUCGAGGCUCAGAUCUUGGACUCCAGAGCGUUUGAUCCCGGCGCCCUCUAUGACUUCUUCGUCAACAGCAGCGCUUUCAAGGGCAACUGGCGACGCUUCCUCGAGUUGCUGCAGCUGUACCGGACAGGGAAACUCGUUCCGACUGGCUAUCGCACCACGAUUCAAGUCUCUGCGCGCGAUCUGGAAUUCGAGGACUCCGAUCCGUAUAUGGCCCAAGCUGCUCAGCCCAGCGCUGCUUCGGCGCCAGCAUCUUCGUCUUCGGGAUCCGCUCAAGCGACUACGACUACGACCAGAUCGUCUCUGUCGGCCACCCCUUUGCAUACGCCGCUGAUGCUCAGCCUGGACAGGUCAACUUCCGCGGGAUCCAGUAAAAUUCGACGUAAAGCGCUCAAGUCGCUGCCACUGACUAAGGCCUUGGAUCCAAGCAGCUCGAAGAAAUCUGGCGGGCUGAAGAUCCAGACAAGUGCGCCCAGCUCGUCAGCCGCGCUGGAGACUGUGGACUUGGCCCGCUCGGCCUCCAGCACACCGAAGGUCAAGACACCGAUGAUCAAACCGUUCACACAGCAAAUUGCGGUGCCACGCCGCCCGACCAAGUUCAAGCCUGAGCGCAAGAACGCCAAGAAGGAAUCUCCCAGCGCUCGUUCGGACCUGGACGCAGCAAAGGCUGUGCCCAACCAGUUCAGCUGGGAUGGCACUCGCCCAGACGUCCAAGAACUCAUGCUGGUUGGCGUGGCGUUCUAA